This is a messenger RNA of Chara braunii, 2532 nucleotides long. The record is from the annotation of a GenBank genome assembly. Lineage: Eukaryota; Viridiplantae; Streptophyta; Charophyceae; Charales; Characeae.
GCGGACUGAGCUAAGUCUCUGACGUUAGAACAGUUCAUGGAAAUGGUAGAAGCUCGAUGGCAUAAUCCACAAGAGGCACAAAGGGCCACUGAUGCGAUUAACAAGUUAGACCAACGAAAAUUUAAAUCAGUCAGAGAGCUUACGACUACCGUUAAGAGCUUGAUCCUCGUCCCAGGCAUCAACUACAGUGACCAGUUCCUGUUAACUACGUUUGUUAGAUGUUUACCAAAGAACAUCAGGAACUUACUGGCCAGCGAGGCAUGCACUGAGUACCAUUCGUUUGAGACACUGUCUAGGAAAGCCUUAGAUUUGGAGGCCACGCUAGGCAAUGCUCAACCAACCUCUCAGAUUGACACGAAGAAGAAGAAGAGUCCUCAGGAGUGGAAGAAGAAGGGGGCUAAGUUGAUGAUGAUUGAGUCCGAUGGGACUCAAACGGAGAUCGACGAGCUCACUGACCUGAUGGACUAUACAGAGUUUGACGGCGAGGAGGUAGCUGAGGGUAGCACCCUCGCCGCGGUAGUCAAGACUAAGGCAGGUGGCCGAGGGAAGGGCCAACCUAGGAGUCAAGGAAAGGCCGCCUCCAAUCAGACCAAGCAGCCUGAAUGGGUGAAGGCAGGUCUUGACCAAGACGUGUGGCGUGACCGCCGAGUGCGUGGCGCUUUGCUGGCUCAACAGGAUGGGAAAAAGUUGAGACCGAUUGAGUACAUGAGUACGAAGAUGCCAUCGAAGAAGCUGGCCAAGUCCACCUACGAAAGGGAACUCUAUGCUCUCAACAAGGCACUUGUCCAUUGGAGAAACUUCCUAUUGGGAAGAUUCUUCUACUUGAGGACUGAUCAUCAGACCCUCAAAUGGAUCAAGACUCAACCGGCUCUUUCUGAUGCCCUCAAGCGAUGGAUUGAGGUCAUAGACCAAUAUGACUUCAAGCUUGAGUACCUGAAGGGAGAGUCUAACAAGGUUGCUGAUGCGCUAUCACGUAGAGCAGACUACCUAGGUACGCUAGUUUCUGACUUUGGCAUAUCUGAAGAAGUAACUCAAUCAUUGGUGGGAGCCUAUCAGGAAGACCCUGUCACGAUGGACAUCAUUCGCAAGCUUCAGGCAAAAGACAAAGCCACAGAAAGCGAGUUUGUGAUGGUGGACGGGCUCCUCUAUCUUGAGAAGGCCGGAAUAAAAAGAUUAGUAGUUCCAUCUAGUGAACCUUUGCGUAGUUUAUUCUUAGGAGAAUGCCAUGACGCAACUGGACACUUUGGCUACAAGAAGACGAGUGCUAACCUAGUACAACGAUUUUGGUGGCCAGGAAUGUUUGAUGACGCAAAGAAGUACGUAGAGACUUGUCAGGUCUGUCAGCGGGACAAGCCGCGAACUCAACCACCGCUUGGGUUGUUGAAGCCUUUGCCUAUUCCUGCUGGUCCAGGACAGAGUGUCUCCAUGGAUUUCAUGGACACCCUGGUGACUAGUAAGAGUGGCAAGAGGCACAUCUUCGUCAUCAUCGACCGAUUCACCAAGUACGCUAGACUAGUGGCUAUGCCAGAGACCGCAAGAACUGACUACGACAUCAAGUUGUUCAAAGACAACUGGUAUGAGAAGUUGCUGCAAGAGGCCGUCGAGCAUAUGAAGAAAGCUCAGCAAGCAAUGAUUGCUUUUGAGAAUCAACAUCGCAGACAGUCCACAUUUCAGGUAGGGGAACGAGUCUGGGUCAAGGCUAGUGAGUUAGGACARGAGUUCGGAAUCUCUCGCAAACUAAUGCCUCAGUACUUUGGUCCCUGGGAAGUCCUGGAUAUAGUGGGAGAUGAGAUGGAUGGUCCCACAUAUGUCAUUCGUGUCCCUGGACACCUACGCACUCACCCAGUCUUUCAUGCCUCAAAGCUUGCACCUUUCGCUGAGACAGGUCAAUUCCCUUCCAGGGGAUCGAUGCUGCCCCCAACCAUGGAUGGACAAGGGGACAUCGACGACAUCGUGGAUCACAGGGAUAUGCCUGUUCCGAAGCCGCUGGGUCAAGGAAGACCUCCUAAACCCAAGAGAGAGUACCGCGUCAGAUUCAGGCAUCAUACGGAUCCGAAAGAAGAUCGGUGGUUUACCAGGGAGGAACUGAUUGAGACAACUCCUCAGGUGGUGGCUGAAUAUGAGAGGCUACUGAAAGGGAAGGCACCUGCGAAGUUAACUCCUGGCAGCAAGAGACAUGCUGAGGUGAUGGGAAUGCAUCCUCAUGAACAUAAGAGACCCAGGCUAAAUUCCUGGCAGUAUGUGUUGUAUGAUGAAAGACCCGCAGGGGGUAAAGCCUGACGAGACCUACACAAGGGGUUAUAGCCUGAAGAGAGUCCCAUCAGGGGGAUAAGCCUGACCCAUCUAUGAGAGACAAAAGAAGAAAUGAGUGGCCGCCAGUGGGAUGAUGCUGGGAUCAUUUUUCUAAAAUGUUCUUAUAAUUCCUCAUGUUGGGUAAAGCCAAUGGUCGAUUCCAGAUUCCGGGGAAAGACCUGCCAGAGGUUAUUCCUGGCCCUUUUCCAACUUGUGACUGAAUGAAAGUGUUUUCGAAGG